GCAAGAAUUUGGCGUCUUGCAUAAAAUAGUGGCUGUCACUGUUGACGAUGACACAAACAUGGAUGUGGCAAUAGCAAGGCUGCAAUUCAUAAAACUCGGCUGUUUUGCCCACGCACUAAAUCUUGCUGCACAAAGUGUCUACCCUCUGGCAAUCAGUGGCAAAACGGACCGCCAAAAUCAGGGAUGUUGUCGUCUGGAUGAAGCGGACAUCCAUGGCAAAGCCUGUGCUUCGGGAGAAGCAACAAGUCCUAAAUCUGCCUCAACACUCCCUAAUCCUGGCUGUUCGAACUCAUUGAAAUUCCUUCUACAUGAUGCAGGAACGAUUCCUUGAGCCGUAUCCUGCAAUCCAAGCAGCCAGCUUAGACCAGCGUCCGAGAAAGCCCAUGGAGAGGGACCGACCUGCUCGACUCAUGGAUGAAGAUUUCCGAAAGACAGAGGAGUUCGUCCAGCUGAUGAGUGUUAUUCACAUCCACACUCUGUGUUUCAUCCGAAAAGAGCCCCACAUGCAGCCAGGUCCUUCCAAUUCUUCAGAGGCUGGAGAUGCACUUCAAGAGAGAGACACAGUGUUUAUGUCCAGCUUGAAGCAGGCUGUCUGGCAAAAUCUCUCCAAGCAGUACCAGGGUGAUGACAUCAGACACUUCCUUGAAGAGGCCACUGCACUAGACCCAUGUUUCAAGCACAAAGUGGGGACCAGGUCAAGGAAAAGUUGAUGACAGGAAAGCUGACUGAGUCCGAGCAGCCAACAGAGCAUGCCCAUGGAGAAGAUGGUGUAACAGUGCAGUCAGAAGAGAAAAGACAACAAAGAGAAAUUGAGGAGAGUGAGGAAGAGGAGGAGCAGCCACCUCCCUGCAAGAGGGCUAUAAUAUCUCUGCUGGAGGAGUUUUCUGCUGCUGAAGAGGACCUGAAGAGGAAAAUAUCAUCAAACGGCACCACGCCCAUCCAGCACCAGACUGACAGAGAGCUGCAGAUGUACCAAGAGAUGCCUCCAACAGUGACAUCUGAUCACCCUGCUGCCUGGUGGUGGAACAACAGAACCACUUAUCCUUUGCUAUCUGAGGUGGCAUUUUCGUAUUUGUGUGUGCAGGCCUCCUCAACCCCAAGUGAGAGGGUUUUCUCCACCGCUGGAGAAACUGUUUGUCUAGAAAGAGCCCGCAUACCACCUGAGAAGGCUGAUAUGCGGAUCUUUCUGAAGAAAAACUGUUGAGUUAUUUGUCGCAUGGUCAUACAUACAUACAGCUUACAAGCAAGAAGAAGCUCCAAAUGGUACGAUCCACAAAUGGUUCAGCCGUUACUACUUUCCACUGUGUUGUUGUCAGGUGGAAUAUACGAGAAACUAGAGCAUUUUCCACUAGUCGUUAUCUACAAAUAUGACCGUGUUGUUCGGACGCCAGUAUUUUCCUGGGAUGAGGUGUUUAUUCCUGUG
Molecule: messenger RNA, 1423 nt
Organism: Lampris incognitus (smalleye Pacific opah)
Lineage: Eukaryota; Metazoa; Chordata; Actinopteri; Lampriformes; Lampridae
Product: zinc finger BED domain-containing protein 4-like
Exons: 2
Coding region: 668-1204 (178 amino acids)
Molecular function (GO): protein dimerization activity
Source: RefSeq, a predicted model, not a curated record